CUUGGUGCCGUCUCGUGUUGUUUCGUCCCCGCAGCUCGCGGUGGGCCGAAACGGGCUCGAUGGCGGCCGCCGUGAAAAGAUGGGACGACGACGCCAGGCUUCGACUCGUCCCGUUCCGUUGCGCUCCUCACGGCCGCGCGCGUCCCCCGCGAUCCUCCCUCCCGUAACGCCCUCUCGUCCCUACACGCGUCCGUCAUCUUCCCGCAGUCCUCUCGCUCUCGCGACCCUCCAUCUCCUGUAUUUGGCGUGUACACCCCGUCCACCUUCUCCAACCUGGACUCCUUUCGACUCCUGCUCGCCCAUGUCCUCUCUUCCGGUUCUCCCUAUAUCUUCUUCGUUUCCAUCCCCUUCUUCUUAUUACGCGAAGCUCAUCCACAGUGGUUGGCGGACGACGACGACGACGACGACUUCGUGCGGUGAAGCAGCUCUUCGGCCACAGCCAACCCCGGGUUCUACUCUGACCACCCGAUGGCCGUGAGCCGUGAGCAUUCCCCGUACGACGCCGAGCUUCCCAGCACCGCGCCCGCCGGGUCCCUGGUGCUCGAGAAGGGUAACAUCCACUCGCUCGCAGCCACCGGCUGCCUCCUCUACGGGGGCUUCGACAGCAAGAACAUCCGCGUUUGGAAGAACCAGCAGGACUUCGCGGAGUUCAAGUCCAGCAGCGGGUUCGUGAAGGCCAUUGUCGUCGCGGCAGACCGCGUCUUCACCGGCCACCAGGACGGCAAGAUCCGGGCGUGGAAGGUGUCCCCCAAGGACGCCACCGUGUACAAGAGGAUUGGGAACCUCCCCAGGCUCAAGGACAUCCUCUGGAGCUCGCUCAACCCUUCCAACUACGUGGAGGCCAGGCGCCACAGCAGUGCCCUGUGGAUCCGCCACUCCGAUGCCAUCUCUUGCCUCAGCCUCAACGAGGAGCAGGGGCUGCUCUACUCCGGCUCCUGGGACAGGACCUUCAAGAUCUGGCGGAUCUCCGACUCCAGGUGCCUCGAGUCCGUCGUCGCCCACGACGACACCAUCAACUCGAUCGUGGCCGCCGUCAGCGGGCUCGUCUUUACCGGCUCGGCCGACGGCACCGUCAAGGUGUGGCGGCGGGAGCUGCACGGGAAGGGUACCAAGCACGCGCCGGUGCAGACGCUCCUCAAGCAGGAGUGGGCGGUGACCUCACUCGCGAUCAGCCCCACGGCGCCCGUCGUCUACUGCGGCUCUUCCGACGGGCUGAUCAACUUCUGGGAGGGGGAGCAGCAUCUGGUACACGGUGGGGUGCUCCAGAGCCACAAGAUGGCGGUGUUGUGCCUCGUGGCUUCCGGUAACCUCCUGCUGAGCGGCUCCGCCGACACUACCAUCUGCGUGUGGCGCCGCGAGGGCGCGGUGCACACCUGCCUCUCGGUGCUCAGCGGCCAUGCCGGGCCCGUCAAGUGCCUCGCGAUAGCACCGGACGCCGGCGGGGAUGAGGACGGCGGCAGCGGCGCCACGAGGUGGACCGUGUACAGCGGCAGCCUAGACAAGUCCGUGAAGCUGUGGCGCGUGUCCGAGCAGGCACCGGAGGCGCUGCUGAGGGGGCCACAGCUCGUGCCGGGGGGACCCGGCGACUCGAAGGCGUGCUAGGCGAGCAACGGAAGCGGCGGCGAUGGCUGCGGCUCGCAAGUAUGAGCGGCCGUGUCAGAACGUGACACGCUCACGACCACCAUGAGCCAUGUCUGCCGCAAAGUCAAAGCUCCAUCACGUGCACGUGGCCAUCAAUUUUCGUGCAAGCACAGGAUGGUGAUGCGUACAAUGCACUGUGAAUACAAUACCUGAGCGUUUGAGGGCCUCAAGAUAAAAAAAAAAUUCCCAUUUUUUAUAUUCUCGUGUAUUUAUUAUUUUUAAUAUCAUUUUUUAAAAAAGAAAAAAAAAUAAAAAAAAAAGAGAGAACAUUUUAUUGCAAAAUAAUCAGCUUUGCUUUGCUGGGAAUAAUG
This is a messenger RNA of Musa acuminata AAA Group (dessert banana), 1952 nucleotides long. RefSeq names its product protein JINGUBANG-like. The record is from RefSeq and is a predicted model, not a curated record. The transcript has a single exon. Lineage: Eukaryota; Viridiplantae; Streptophyta; Magnoliopsida; Zingiberales; Musaceae. The coding region runs from base 469 to 1602 and encodes 377 amino acids. Gene Ontology annotation, molecular function: protein binding.